AUGACUACCUUCACAAAGAUCACGGGAGAUGAAACUCCCCUUAUCGAGGUAGAUGCGGCCAAACGUCUGUCUAAAAUAGAUCCUAUGAUAUAUGGCGGCUUUACCGAACACAUGGGCCGUUGCAUCUAUGGAGGUAUCUACGAUCCAUCCAACCCCCUGUCCGAUGAAGACGGCUUCCGGACAGACGUGCUCUCGGCUCUUCGCGAGAUCGACAUCCCAGUAGUGCGGUACCCCGGCGGCAACUUUGUCGCAACGUACCACUGGCAAGACGGCAUCGGGCCCCGCGAAAAGCGGCCCUCCCGUCCGGAACUAGCCUGGCUCGGCACCGAGACCAACCAAUUCGGCACUGACGACUUCAUGCUUUGGCUCGAUAAGCUCUCGGCCGGCAAGCACCACCGCGUAGAGCCGUACCUAUGCCUGAACUUCGGCACCGGCACGCUCGACGAGGCCCUUGCCUGGGUCGAGUAUUGCAACGGCACGCGGGACACGUACUACGCGAACCUGCGCCGCGCCAACGGUCACCCCGAGCCCUACCGCGUCAAGUACUGGGCCCUCGGCAACGAGGUCUGGGGCCCCUGGCAAGUCGAGCAGAUGACCAAGGAGGACUAUGCCAAGAAGGCCAUCCAAUGGGCUAAAGCCCUGCGUCUCCUCGACCCCAGCAUCGAGCUAAUCCUCUGCGGACAAGACGGCCAGAGUUCCUGGGACCACUACGUACUGCACGAGUGUGUUGGCUGGGUUGACAUGCACAGCAUCCACAUAUACACGGCGUCGAACAAGCACCUGCACAACGCCACGGCUCCCCUAGCCGCCGAGCGCGCGAUCCAAAUCACCGCCUCGCUGAUCGAUCUCGCGCGCAUCGAGAACAAAGUCUCUCCCACGAAGCCGCCCACGCGCAUUUGCUUCGACGAGUGGAACGUAUGGGAUCCGGAGCGCGCACCCGGCGAGAAGGGCGCCGAGGAGCAGUACACGUUGUCUGACGCCCUGGCCGUCGGGGUGUGGCUGAAUGUGUUUGUGCGACAGAGCAAGUACAUGGGCAUGGCGAAUAUUGCGCAGACGGUUAAUGUCAUUAGUCCCCUUAUGACGAACGAGCAUGGCGUCGUGCGCCAGGCUACGUGGUGGCCGCUGCUGCUGUUUAGUAAGUACAUGCGUGGCCAGACUGUUGCGACGCAUGUGCGGUCCGGUGCCUACGAGGGAGAGACGACGCCGGCUUGGUUACAAGGGACGCUAGGCGAGACGGGUGCGGCGUGGCUCGAUGUUAGUGCCGCCCUUGGUGACGAUGGCUAUGUUAACUUGGUCGUUGUCAACAUUAGCGAGACGGAGGACUUCGCCGCCCAGCUAAAGGGUGUUGGUGCCGAUGUAUCUAUAUACACCGUGUCGGGAUCUCAAGUUAGUUCGACAAAUAAAGAGGGCAAGGAGGAGGUUAGCUUGUCGGAAGGGAAGUGGAAUGGCCAGGGGAAAUAUACGUUUGCAAAGCACACUUUCACAUUGUUGAGGUGGAAGUCGUAG
Molecule: messenger RNA, 1506 nt
Organism: Daldinia childiae
Lineage: Eukaryota; Fungi; Ascomycota; Sordariomycetes; Xylariales; Hypoxylaceae
Product: putative alpha-L-arabinofuranosidase C
Exons: 2
Coding region: 1-1506 (501 amino acids)
Biological process (GO): L-arabinose metabolic process; polysaccharide catabolic process
Molecular function (GO): alpha-L-arabinofuranosidase activity
Source: RefSeq, a predicted model, not a curated record